CGCGGCUUGCUCGAUCGUCGCCGGCGGCCGGCGGCGGCGGGGAGCACCCUUCGUCGUGACGCUCGUAGCUGAGCUUAGAGAGAGAACACAGCGGUCUGGGGCCGUCCAGGAGGAGGGAUCAGGCGGCGGCGCUCCCCAUCGUCCCCGGCGGCCGCGGCAUGGACAGCCCCAAGAGGAGCGCGGCCGCGGUGGCCUCGCUGCCCGACGACGCCAUCGUGGAGAUCCUCUCCCGCGUCCCGGCCAGAUCCCUCUGCCGGUUCAAGUGCGUGUCCAAGGCGUGGCGCGACCUCAUCGCCGACCGCCACAACUGCAAGAAGCUCCCCCAAACCCUCGAGGGCUUCUUCUGCGCCUACGAUGGCGAGAUACACGGCGGCAACCGCGGCGAUGGCGGCGGCGAGGGGGUCGCGUCGUCCAGGGGCGCUUCAUCGACACGCUGGGUAGAUCCGUGCCCCUCGCGUCUUUCUCCUUCCUGAGCGAGCAGCCGGGAAUUGAGGAACUCAAUCUCGUGCAUUCCUGCAACGGCCUCAUCCUCUUCAGUCACAUACGGGAUUCGGAAACCUACGAUUCACUGGGCUUUAUCGUGUGCAACCCCGCCACCGAGCAAUGGGUGCCCGUGCCCGACUCCGGCUGGAACCCUAAUCUGUUUCACCAAGCGGAUGAGAACGAGGAUUCGGAUUCGGACUGGUACUGUGAUCCUAGCUUCAGGUUCACCUAUUUGAUUUUCGAUCCUGCUGUGUCCUCGCACUUUAAGUUGGUCGAGUUCUGGACGUACGAUGAGAUUAAGUAUUUAGUGGGAGAGGUGAACACCUACUCGUCUGAGGA
Messenger RNA from Panicum virgatum (switchgrass), 822 nucleotides. RefSeq names its product F-box protein At2g40910-like. The transcript has 2 exons. NCBI's taxonomy places the organism in Eukaryota, Viridiplantae, Streptophyta, Magnoliopsida, Poales, Poaceae. The coding region runs from base 159 to 473 and encodes 104 amino acids. Gene Ontology annotation, molecular function: protein binding. The record is from RefSeq and is a predicted model, not a curated record.